GACUAGAGUACGUAGCACACCCACACAAUCACGAUGGCGUCCAAAGCUGCCCUCUUGGUCGCCCUCAGCCUCCUCCUCUCUGCCAUCGCCGUCCACGGCUGUGGAACCACCUAUUGCCAACCGCCGGUCGUCGUGCCGACACCACCCGUCGUCGUUCCGCCACCAUACCAUGGAGGAGGAGGGCACGGCCACGGCCACGGCGGGCAGUGCUCCAUCAACGUGCUCAACCUGAGGGUGUGCGCCAACGUUCUCGGCGGCCUGCUCGGCCUCAAGGUCGGCGUUCCGGCGCACGACCAGUGCUGCCCGCUGCUCAAGGGGUUGGUCGACCUCGACGCCGCCGUCUGCCUCUGCACCGCUGUCAGGGCCAACAUCCUCGGCCUGCACCUCAACGUUCCUGUGGACAUCAGCCUCCUCCUCGAUCACUGCGGCAAGACGUGCCCGUCUGGUUUCACAUGCCCAGCCCAUUAACGGACGUGCUGUUGCACGGGCGCCGAAUAAGAUUUGUUUUCAGUACUGCUUUAUUAAUAGUAUUUCAUGAAAUGUGGAUCUGUUCCACUCCCACAUUUAACUGUUGAUAAGAACAACACCAAUCUCAACCGCACGUUGAUGGGUAGGUUCAGAUCAGCCAUUGACGCGAAGGGCUUAAAGAAAAUUAAGUGUAAGAACCGUAGAUACACGUGGAGCAACGAGCGCCAAGAUCCUACCCUAGUGAGCAUCGAUAAGUUCU
Molecule: messenger RNA, 727 nt
Organism: Hordeum vulgare subsp. vulgare (domesticated barley)
Lineage: Eukaryota; Viridiplantae; Streptophyta; Magnoliopsida; Poales; Poaceae
Product: cortical cell-delineating protein-like
Exons: 1
Coding region: 34-468 (144 amino acids)
Source: RefSeq, a predicted model, not a curated record